This is a messenger RNA of Wasmannia auropunctata (little fire ant), 1197 nucleotides long. RefSeq names its product odorant receptor 22c-like. The record is from RefSeq and is a predicted model, not a curated record. Gene Ontology annotation, cellular component: plasma membrane. The transcript is spliced from 5 exons. Gene Ontology annotation, biological process: sensory perception of smell; detection of chemical stimulus involved in sensory perception of smell. Gene Ontology annotation, molecular function: olfactory receptor activity; odorant binding. NCBI's taxonomy places the organism in Eukaryota, Metazoa, Arthropoda, Insecta, Hymenoptera, Formicidae. Bases 1 to 1197 code for a protein of 398 amino acids.
AUGCACGUGAAUGUCCUUCGCGACAUCAGGCGCACCGUGCACGUCACACGCGGCGUCCUGAACCUGAUCGGCGUGUGGCCGUCGUCCGGCGAUUCGUCCGCUCUGAAAAUCGUCCAGACCAAGAUACUCAGGAUUCUCUGCCAGGCCCUGCUCUACUUCAUCUUCGUGCCGGGCGUGCUGAAGAUAUUCCUCAAGGAGUCGAACGCGCGUCGCCGCCUCAAGAUGAUCGGCCCCAUGUGCAACUGCCUGAUGGCGGUGCUGAAGCACGCGGUGUUGAUCUACCGGAGCGACCGCAUCAGGGACUGCAUCGAGCACAUCAUGGAGGACUGGGGCAAGACGAGCCUGACGGAGGACCGCAGGAUCAUGACGGGCAACUCGAGGAUCGGGCGUAGCCUCGCGAUCCUCUGCGUGGCCUUCGUGUACGGCAGCGGGUUCUCGUAUCGCACGAUCGUGCCGCUGACGCGCGGGGUCGUCGUCACGCCGCAGAAUGUGACGAUCCGGCCGAUGGGAUUCGACGGUUACUACGUGUUCGUCGACCCGCAGAGGACGCCGGCCUACGAGAUCAUCUUCUCGAUCCAGUUCCUCUCCGGAUUCGUGCAGUACUCGGUGACCAGCGGAGCCUGCAGUCUGGCGGCCCUCCUGGUGCUGCACGCCUGCGGCCAACUGAAGAUUCUCAUCACCAGAAUGGAGGAUCUCACGCACUCCAAGUAUUUCUCCGAUCAGAACGCCAACAGGAAAUUGGCGGCUGUCGUGAGGCAGCAUAUCAGAAUUAAGAGCUUUUUAAGCAAGGUAGAAGAAAUUUUACAGUAUAUAUGUUUGGUGGAAGUAGUCGGGUGCACGUUCAUCCUGUGCCUUCUUGGAUAUUACAUAAUAAUGGAGUGGGAAAACAACGACGCGGUGUCUAUGUUAACGUACACUAUACUUCUUUUAACAUUCAUCUUUAACAUCUUCAUACUGUGCUUCAUCGGUGAGCUUCUCACGGAUCAGAGCACGAAGAUGUACAUUACCUUCUGUACUCUCGACUGGUAUCGAAUUCCGCACAGGACUGCUCGCGGUCUCGUUUUGAUAAUCGCGAUGUCCAGCAUUCCCGUUAAGAUCACCGCGGGAAAAUUCAUGGACCUGUCUCUCAAUAGUUUCGGUGCCAUCAUGCGAACAUCGGUGGCGUAUCUGAAUAUAUUGCGCACAACCAGCAUUUAA